GGAGGAGUGAUGGCUGGGUGUGGCUCAUUGGAAGGGCAUGGCAUGGGCAUUUCAUGCAGGGCAUUGAAGCAGGAAGUGCUAGCAGGACACCAGCUCACCUAUUGGCUGCCUCCCAGACUACAAAUCUAACCAUGGUCUCCAGAAGGCCAAACACUCUUUCCAGAAAGUGUGAGUCAAUCCAGACAGAGUGCCUGCCCAAAAAUGUGUCAGUUCAGUUCUCCAGCUGCAGUGAGUACCUGAGCCUGUCCCUGCUGGUGAAGGGCAGCAGGGAUGCUAUCUGUCUGAGAUGUGAUCAGGGGGAUGAUCUGCUCCUAUGGUGCUAAAACCUCGAGGAGGAGGUGGAGAGGUUAAGGAGCAUCAGGGAAUGUGAGCAGGAGGUAAACUGGUGGAUCAACUCCCUGCUAUACCUGCAAGUGAGGCACUGGGGUGAUACAUCCUAAAUAGUGGUGGACCCCCUGCCCUGCCACCAUUGGUAGAGGAAGGAGACCUAAGAGAUGGGGAGGAAUGGAAACUGGUCCCAGCUUGGCAUCACAGGCAAACCCUGUCCCUACCUACCUCUGUGUCCCAGGUGACCCUGCAUAAUAAGUUUGAGGCUCUGAAACUUGAGGGAGAGGGAAGUGGGGAUGCAGUGGAAGGUCCACCCAGGAGGUUGUCUAGGGUGAAGCAGCUGACUCCAUGCCUCAAGACAGCCUCUGCCAAGAAGAAAAGAGUUAUUGUCAUAGGUGACUUCCUUCUGAGGAGAACAGAAGGUCUCGUAGGUCAGCCAGACUGUACCUGUAAGGAAGUGUGCCACUUCCCUGGGGCCUGAGUUAGGAACAUUCCUUAGGAGACUCUGUAGUCUGGUUCACCCCUCUGAUUGUUAUCCCUUACUGAUAGUUCAGGCUGGCAGUGGUGAAGUUGCUAAGAGAAGCCUGAGGGCUCUGGGGCUUUUAGUUGAUGGAGAAGGAGUAUGGCUGGUAUUUUCCUCUAUUCCUUCAGUGGCAGCAAGGGAUGCUGAGAGGACCAGGAAAACCCACCUGAUAAAUAUGCAGCUGAGAAGCUGGUGCAGUUGCAGGAAUUCUAGCUUUUUUGACCAUGGGACUGAUUGCUUGGUGUCUGGCCUGAUGGCUGCAGAUGGGUUUCACCUGUCUCAAAGGGGGAAGUGGACACUAGCAGAGCUGGUGGGGCUUGUGUGAAGGGGGAAAGGGUUAAAAUAAGGCUUGUUAGAGAUGAGCCUGGAGGAACAGUGCCAGGGUUAGGGCGAGUCAAAUGGCUCAGCUGAAGUGCAUCUACACCAAUGCAUGCAGCAUGGGCAACAAACUGGAGGAGCUGGAAGCCAUAGUGUGGCAGACAGACUGUGACUUAGUUGUUGUUAGUGAAGCACAGUGGUAUUGCUCCCAUGACUGGAAUGUUGCAAUGGAUGGCUGUAAGAUCUUCAAAAGGGAUAGGCAAGGAAGGAGAGGCAGUGAUGUAGCUCUCAAUGCCUUGUUUACAUCUGUUUUUAACAGUCAGUGCAUUUACCAUCAGGGUACUAUACCCCCUAACCUCAAAGUCUGGGAUAGGGAGCAGAAUAACAACUGCAUUCCCACUCCCAUCUAUGAUUCAGGUGGAAACAGAGACCUACUGCUCCACCUGUCACAAGUCCAUGGGGCCAGAUGGGAUCCACCUGAAAGUGCUGAGGGAGCUGGUGGACAUGAUUGCCAAGCUGCUUUCCACCAUCUAUCAGUGUUCCUGGUUGACUGGAGAGGUUCCAGGGGACUGGACACUUGUCAGCAAGCAUGACUCCCACCUACAUGAAGGGUUGUAAGGAGGAUUGGGGGAACUACAGGCCUGUCAGCCUGUCCUUGGUACCAGGGAAGGCUAUGAAGCAUCUCAAGUGAGAUCACAUGGUCUGUGUGGGAUAGCUGGAGGAUGAGAGCCAGCCAGCAUGGGUUUAUGAAAGGCAGGUCCUGCUUGACCUGUUUCAUCUCCUUCUGUGUGACCAGGUGACCUGUCUGGUGGACAAGUGGAAGGCUGUUGAUGUAAUCUACCUAGACUUCAGGAAGGCCUUUCACACUAUCUCACACAGCAUUCUCCUGGAGAAUCUGGCAGCCCAUGGCUUGGACAGACAGAUACACCCUUUGCUGGGUAAUGUACUGACUGGAGGGCUGGGCCCAGAGUGUGGUUGAAUGGAGUUCAAUCCAACUGGCAGCUAGUCAAGAGUGAUGAUCUGGAUUGGUGAUCUGGAUGAGGGGAUUGAGAGCACCUUCACUAAGUUUGCAGGUGACACCAAGUUGAAAGAAGUGUUGACCUGUGUGGUGGUAGGAAGGCCAUUCAGAAGAAUCUGGACAACCUAGAUGGAUGGUUUGAAGCCCAUGGGAUGAAGUUCAAUAAGACCAAGUGCUGGAUCCUGAAGUUUGGUUGCAACAACUGCAUGCACCACUACAGACUUGGGGCAGAGUGGCUAGAAGACUGUUCAGGUCCUGUUGGUCAGUGCUUGGCUGAUCAUGAGCCAGCGGUGUGUCCAGGUGGCCAAGAAGGCCAAUGGCAUCCUGCCUUGUAUCAGAAGUAGUGCAGCCAGCAGUAGCAGGGAGGUGAUCAUCUCUGUGUACUCAGCACUGGUGAGGCCACGCUUCAGUGCUGUGUUCAGGUUUGGACUCCUCACUACAGGAAGAACAUCAAGGCCCUGGAGUGUGUCUGGAGAAGGGCGGUGGAAUUGUGAGGGACCUGGAGCACAAGUCUUAUGGGGAGCAGCUGAGGGAAAUGGAUUUCUUCAGUCUGACGAAGAGGACGCUCAGGGGUGACCUUAUUGUUCUCUACAACUGCCUGAAAUGAGAUUGUGGCAAGGUGGGUGUUGUAACUAGCAAUAGGAGUAGAGGGAAUGGCCUCAAGUUGUGCCAGGGGAGAUUAAGAUUGGAUAUUUGGAGAAACUUUUUCAAAAGAGUGAUGAGGCACUGAAGCAGGCUGCCCAGGGAGGUGGUGGAAUCACUGUUCCUGGAAGUGUUCAAGAACCGUAUAGAUGUGGUACUAAGGAAUACAGUAUAGUGGGCAACAUUGGUGGUCAGUGGACAGUUGGACUUCGUCUUAAAAGUCUUUUCCAACCUUGACUAUUCUAUGACUCUUCCUGUUAAUCCAGGAACUCCAGAGGAGCUGCAUGGACUGUGAGGAAUGUCUCAGAAAUGAGAAAAUACCAAGGAAAUAUUUUCAAUGAUCUGAUGACCUAUAUUCAAGACAGAACAGACCUUGGGGUAUAAGAAGACUAAAGAAGCUGUGUAUAACAGAAUUAUGAAUCCUCUUGCUUUCCUCUUGUAAUAAUUCUAAUGUUUUCUAAUUGUACACAAGAGAAAUUCUCUCAUUUGUCUGUUCCAUUGACUCUAAAUUGUUGUGCUUAGUUCUGUUAUGUGAACUACAAACAAAAAAACCCUAUGAGUAAAACAUAUAUUAUGUGGAGAGUAUUUCAUGUGCAGUGUCAUAACCUUUUUCCAGAAAAGUUAAACUGCAGGUAGGCAUGAGGGGCUGAACUGCUCAGCUGAAUGAUGCAUCAGAGUGAGGUAGCUACCAGCUCUAGCACACACAGAAAAUCCUAUAAGGAAAGCAGUUAAUGCUUACUGUUUUCAGUAUGAUCCACAGAGAGCUCAGAAAACCUGUUAAAGUAGCAGUAGGCUUAAAGUUGCCCUGGGAACGUAGGCGUUCUGUACCCUAGAUGGCUUGAACAGGCCACAGGGGUCUCUUUCCAUCCCUGCUCCUCUGUGACACCGCCUUGAAAACUGCCAAAGUAAAUGGAGAGUUUCAAGCUCAUACCCAAGCUCUUUACUGAGCCCCCGUGUGCUAGGAGGCUGUGCUAUCUUCGUGGUAAAACUAGCUGCAUGUUUACGAAAUGCAUUCCCAUACCAAAAUUGAGAACCCAGCACAGUGUGUAGUGCGGCAGUCCUAAAAAUAUUUGUGUUUUAAGAAGGUACUAACUAAACAAGGAAGGAGUAUGAGGGUGAGCGUUCUUCUCACAAACAUUUGAGAAUGUGGGGUAGCUCAGCAGCUUAGCCAGCAAAAAAACACCUUUCCAUGCAGAAAUUGAGCACAGUGUGAUAGGAACUAAAGACCAGAGCUUUAGGUUGAUGUGAAAAUGUUAAAAUAAAACUGGAAAACACAGCAUUUGUUACUGUACUAUAUUGAUACGAGAUGCAGAAGAGACUAUGACAUAACACAGUGAAAAAUCUUUGGUAUCUCCACCUUCCCUAGCUUCAUUAUAUAGGGUUUUUUCCUGUAAAAUCUUUAUUAGACUGCUCAGUUUUCUAAUUGAUGAUUUAAAAGUCUCUUCAAACAAAGGUCUGUCAGACCUGCUUGUACAGCUGAUUUUUCCUAAUCAUUAACAUACUGUUUUGUGCAUUUUGUAACUUCAGUUACUAUCUGUGGUACCUACAGCAAAGAAUAAUAAGACCUAGUUAUUUUUGACACUUUUUUUCUCAAAUUAUGAAGUGGGAUGUCUGUUUUGAUAAAAUGCUGUGUCAUUAUGUUUGUGCUCUGUUGUAGUUCAGCAAAUCUCAGUAAAUUGUAGUGCAUUUCAGUUUUUUUGCGUGUUAAGGCAUAGUUUCCAAAUUUUUAGAGCUCUGUGGUAGAUAAGUGGCUUUUAUGCAAUUGUCAUACGUUUAUUGCAAAGGAACAGGUCAGGAACCUAGCGUAACUGUCAGUUUUAGACUUUAGUCUUUGAUAUGAUGAUGGAUGCUUUGUGGGAAUGUAUUUUUGUAAAAGUUUUUGACAUUGUUUAAUGGCCUAUGUCAUUUUCUAUUGCAAGGCUGGAUGACUUAUUUUCUCCUAUUCGGAGGAAGAACGUGAGAAUGCAGUAAGUUGUUUGUGUUGGUUUUGGUUUCUAAAGGAAGGUCGUGAAAUUGUGUGACCUGACUCUUGGGGAAAUUGAACCAGAGAACUUAGGAAUUUUUUUCACUGGAAUUUUGCAUGGAGUAUUUGAGAGAUGGGGUUUAAGUGGGACAGAUCAACAGGUUUUUGGUUUUUUGGUCUUGAUUUUAGUGAACCUUCUAGUGUUUCUAGCAAAUAGAGCAGAACAGCCGUACUGAUACCACAGUAACUUUGAAGAGCUGUUGUCCUAUCCCACCUCACUUGAAAGCACAUGCUUUGGAUACUGGUCUUAGUGCACUGUUAGACAGAUAACCUUGUUAAGGAAGGUUGCUGUUUUCUGUUCUUUGAGUAGUAAUGAACUAUCCUUUCCUUUCUUACCUUUCUUAAUAUGAUUGGGAUUUUAUGACACAAUAAUAGUGAAGCUGAUGAACGUCUGUUUGGUAUUUGCUGCAGUAAGUAGAUCCCUUCCUACCUUUUUUGACAGGCACAAUAACUUUUAUUAUGCUUGUACCAGGUGAUGCUUUUUUUUAACAUGUUAGAUUAUGAAGUUUUUCCUGAAAAUCAUGUUUUCUUUGAGGAAGGGUUUGAGCAGAACUAUUAAAAAUAGCAGUUUUUCUUAAAACUUGUCUGAGCUAAUUGUAGAAAGAGCAGUAGUUACUGAAGAUUUGAGAGCUGUCGUCUGUAGAUCAGUAAUGGCUUUUAGAGCGUUUUGUGAUAGCUAUUUAGGAAAAUUAUUUGACCCCUUAUUUUUCAGAUGCUGUUAGGAUUGUUAGUAAAUCAGCCUGAAAAAGGAGCUGGGUUUUCUAUGUAAAGAGUGGAUGGGACUGUAAGGGAAAUGUUUAGAAAAUGAUUUCUAAUAAUUUCUGGUUCUUUAUGCAUAUAUAUGCAAUACAACAGGAGAAGAAAAAAAGUAGAAGUGAUAAAACUAGAGGUACUGUUGCUACUGAGAGGGAGAGAAAGCAAGGUGGGCCUUAAUACGGUUGGCUCCUGAAUCUAGGGACUGUAGGAAUAACUAGCAAAGGAAUGUGUGCAGUGGAGAAGGGAAUGGGACAAGUGCAGAACUUGACUGAAUUCUGCACAAAACCUUUUCUUGCUUUAGAAUACUACAUUUCCCACAGCACUUUUCAGGUGUAGCUUUCCACUGUAACCAAUUGUAGCUUCUGCGGGCUUGUUAUCUGCCUGAGAAGCUGUUUUCUGACAAAGAGUGGGAGUAGAAGCAGUUGCCAAGGCAGUCUGUUUAUGUUCAUAGUAAGAAAAAUGCCUGAGAGCCCAGGGUAAAACACUGCUACUGCAUAGAUGAGUAUACUGUAGUUUAGCCUCAUAUUUCCAUUUUUAAAACAGUCAUGUUCACAUUCUUUUGUGUUCAGAGAAACCGGAUUAUUUUUGCAAGUCGAGACCUUGUGUGGUGCUCUGCAAAGAUAGUUUUUUUUAUGCCAUUGUGGUGUCACUCAAAAUGGUGCUGUUGAAACUAGGCUGUAAGUUUGAAAGUGUUCAUCUUUAUAAAGCUAGUUGGGUUGUAUAAAGUUGUACAAAGCCUGUUGGGUAAUGGGGAGGAAUCUAGCUACGGCCUGUCUUUUGUUAGACAUUGCUUGCUUCUUUCCCUCCCUCUCCUGGCUGCUUUCAGGUUUUGUUUUCUUGACAUGAAAAGUCUCUUUAUUUCCAGACCACUCUGCUCAGGUUUUUACUAUAAGUCUCAUCUGCUGUGGGUUGUGCUUUUCUCACAAGGCAUUACUGGGGGUGUUUUUGAAAUCUGCUCUUCUUCACUUCUAGCCCUGUGGUUGCCCAGCCAGUGCUGCAUACACGUUGCAUCGCUACUUGUGCUAAAUCCUGCUUCUUCUCAGUGCUGAAUGGGAGAUAGGGUUGCCAUGGCCCUGUUUUAUGAAAGUGUCAGGAGUGGGUCUGGUGGUGGAUAAAGAAAUAAAACUGAGAGUGUAUUUCAGACAUCAGAAGUAUGUAUGGGCUGUAGCUAGAUAAAAUAUUUAAUUUCUGCUGAAUUUUCUGCAAGAAAAACCAAGGAGUUUUGCCUCUUCCAGGUGUGCUGGCAGUUGAUGUUUUUCUCUUAUCUGUCUGAAACAGCAGAUAGUAGACUAUCAAGCUGUAAAGCCUUUGAACUUCUCUGCUUGUUUGAGCCAUACUACCUUGGUUCUCUGUAAUGCCUGAUAGGAAACAUGUUGUUCUCCUUGUUGAUUUUCCUUUCUUUUCCUCUUUUGCCAGUGUUCUUAAGUAACAUUCUUAAAGUAUGCAAAGGUGUUUUCUGCGAAGACUGCCUAAUUCUGGCAGGGCGUAGCAGAAGUACCAGUUUUUCUGUUUAAUUACUCCUUAGAGUUUUCUUAAUGUUUCUUCACUGAAAACUUUCUUGCGCUGUAAAACUAAUUAUUGUGUGAUGUUGUUCUUCCAAGCCUAAUUCCUUUUCAGUUGAUGUUAACCUAUUUAUCUUACGUCCUGAAAGCACGUCAGGAACUUGGUCCUGUUCUAUUCAAUGAGAAACUUUGCCACUGAUUUUACUAGAUAUAGGAUUUAGGCUGAUGUUGUUGCUGUUAUUUUCUUGCCCUGGCACUGUUUACAGCUCUCCACAGUUAAAGUAUUUCUCUGUUAAUAGAAUUCACGUGCUCUUUGCCGUUUCCCAGAUUAACAGAGUUGUUAAAUAAGAUCGUGACUGGUGCCAGUUCCUUUGCUGCCACAUUACAAACUUUCUAUGCGGUAAUAAAUGAAAUUUGUUUAAUUUUAAUGUGUUUACUGUACUUUCGCAGGCUUUCAUGUUGUGAGGGUUUUGAAGGCCAAGUUGUAUUAAUAGGAAGAUAAGAUUUGAGGCAUUGUAUGAAAUACUCAAUUAGGAACCCAAAUCUGCUUGAUCAAGAGUUGCUGCAGAGUACAUGGCAGUUUUUAUUUACUUUGUAAUGGUCUGUAAAGUAUGUCCUGGCAACCUUUCACUGUGAAUUAGUUUUCAUGGCAUGUUAGAAUUUUCUUGGUUUUUAAAUGUCUGGAUAUGUGGAUUGUAAUACUUUCAUCUGAGAAGAUACUUAACUUAUUGUUAUUUAAAAGUUUGGAAGUCCAUGGUGGUGUUAGUGAAGACAUCUUUGUUCUGUAGGAGGCCAGGAGUUAAAACUGUAACCUGAUUUUCUCUGUGUGAAUUCAAAGGACAGCUGAUGAAGACCCUGAUCAGGAUAUGAAGCAGACAAAGCACUGAAGUGUCAGUGACUAUUUAAUAUGCCUUUUUUUUUGUCAUUCUUUUUGUUUUUUGUUUUUUGCUAAUGUGUAUCAGAGAAACUGGUUUGUUUUUAGUGGUAUUGUCAGCAACUUGUAAAAGUAAAAAAAAACAGAUAUUAGGAGACACAGCAAAUGUUACUGUAGGAUGUUUCGAGAUGGAUUCCAUGGUAGUAUUUUGCUAGUCAAAAUAAAGCAUUCCUUAGACAAGAUUGGCUAAUUGAAAAAUGUUUUUAAGUGAUCUCCUGCAGCUGCUUUCUCAUCGUACCGGAAAGAGUUGCCCAGGACUCCCACAAGCUUGUUAAAAUUCAUCCAUGCUUGCUUUUUGCAUUUUAGUCCAGGAGUUGCAGUGUUUUAUCUGUCUUUUCUCUAAAAUGUAGGUAAGGUGGUUAUAUAGUUAAGGAGGAUGGGGAAGGAUUCCUUCUGGCUUGUCAGGAAGGUUGCUGCUUUGAAGCAUAGACUUUUGAUUCUUGGUGAAAUGUUGUCUUCAUAAAUUCAGGGUCUUCAGCAGCCUAUAGAGCAAUUUCCAGUUUAGUGCAUGGUGUCCCACUGUAUAUGAAGAGAUAAAAAUCUUCAGAUUUGUGUGUAAAAUGUUCAGAAAGUGCAUGGUUGCUCUUGUUGGGUAGACAGGAUAUAUAAUUGGUGUUGUCAAGAAUUGAUUAAGGCUGUGUGUGUGCACGUGCAGAACAUUUUAGCGUACUUCAGGACAGAGUACAAGAGUAAUAGUUAAAUCUUGAAGAAUUAUUUGUAUUAUAUUGCCUUUCUCAGCAGUGAUAUUGUAGUAGGACAAACAAACUAUGAAACUGGCAUGGUUUAUCACUUUUUGUUUUGGACAAUGUUCAGUAAAUUCAUAUUGUUGUUUUUCCAUUAGGGAAAAAUGAUAUUUAAAAUAAAAAGUUGUAUACCAAGAGCUUACUAGCUGGCUGGGAGUAGCGUGUGGUUCUAAGAAAACAAAUUCCCCCUUUCAGUGAGUUUUAGCUAAGAUAGUAGUGGGACCAGUGUUUCAGAGCUCUUCUUUUAAAACGUUGUGCGUUGUUUGUUUGCUUUAGUGCUUUAAUGGUGGCUAAAUUGUUCUUGGACCUGCUGAAUAAAUGUUAUUGGUGUAGUGUGGUACCACCUACUGGGCAGUUUGAGCAGUACAUGAGAAGUACCUAGAACCUGCCUGUGAGAGUAUUAAAUCCUGAAAAUAGAACCAAAUCAGAUUUUUUUUUUAAUUAAGAUACUAAAAGCUAAUGAGGUAUUUGUAUUUUUUCAAGUGUAAUUUGAGGAGUAAUAAAAGUUCAACGAGAUAAAGUGCUGGGUCCUGCACUUUAUCUGCAGUAAUUGCAGGCGGUGCUACAGGCUUGUGGAAGAGGGGUUGGAAGACUGUGCAGAAGAAACAGACUUGGGGGGAAGGGGGGGGUAUUGGUUGAUGGUCAGCUGACCAUGAGCCAGCAGUGUGUCCAGGUGGCCAAGAAGGCCAAUGGCAUCCUGGCUUGUAUCAGAAAUAGUGCAGCCAGCAGGAACAGGGAAGUGAUUGUCCCUCUGUACAGAGCACUGGUGAGUCCGCAUCUCAAGUUUUGGGCCCCUCACUACAAGAAAAACAUUGAGGCCCUGGAGUGUGUCCAGAGAAGGGCAAAAGCUAUGAGGGGACUGGAGCACAGGCCUUAUGAGGAGUGGCUGAGGGAGCUGGGAUUUUUUAGUCUGGAGAAGAGGAGAUUCAGGGGUAACCUUGUUGCUCUCUGCGACUGCCUGAAGGGAUGUUGUGGCAAGGUGGGAGUCAGCCUCUUCUCCCAUGUAACCAGCAGUAGGACUAGAGGGAAAGGCCUCAAGUUGUGCCAGUGGAGAUUCAAGGUGGACGUUGGGAAAUGCUUUUCUGAGAGAGCUGUCAGGCAUUGGAAUGGGAGGUGGUGGAGUCACCAUCCCUGGAGGUAUUCGAGUAAUGUUUAGAUGUUGUACUGAGGGAUGUGGUUUGUUUAGUGGAAAAUACUACUAGUGCUAGGUGGACAGCUGGACUGAAUGAUCUUAGAGGUGUUUUCCAGCCUUGGUGAUUCUAUGAAAAAUGGCCUUCUCUGUUGCAUUUAGAUAUGGUGGUCUCACUUUCAAAGUUGUAUUUUUCUAUGGUGCUUUAGGGAAAUGUGUAUUACUGUGGUUAUUACCUUCUCUAGUUUUAUCACUGCAUUAUUAAAACAUCUUGUGAGAUAGAAACAAAUUGACUGAUGUAGAACAUUUGGAAAAUUUCAAAUGAGGAUAAAGCACUGUGAAGCUAAAUAGUACAACAUUCUCAUCCCUUACACACAAGACUUGAUUUUAAUUACCUGGCCAAAUACUAGUUUUUUGUCUGAGACAUUGUUCCCUGACUGCCUUACUGAGUGGGAUAUGCUUUUCUGAAGCGGCAGUAGAACUAUGUGUGGAGGAAGUCAUGUGUUAAGGUUCUUGUUUUGUAAGGAGUUAAAGGCAUGAUGAAAGAAUAAGGUAGCUCCAAGGGGAAAAAUGGUAGUUUCAUGGUAAGGGCAUAUAGGUGAUAGCCAUUGCAGUGGGCUCUUGCAUUUUCUACCAUGUGGUUCCUCUAUAGUGUUGGUCACUUAGAGAAUCAAUAACAAGCAAUUACUAAAUGUCUUAAACCUUUCUGUGUGUAAGUUCCACAAUGUGGGGUAUAAUAGCCUUAACAGAAAAACUUCAUUUGGCAGCCUUCUGACAUGCAUUAGGACCAAGAUGAAAGCUACGUGGUCAUCACUAGUGUCUUAAGGCCAGCUCUAGGCAAUUUGCAGGCACAGUGAAAGUGAGCUUCAUGAACCUUGUCAAGGAUGGGGAGAUGACAAGAUGUGAGGGACUCUUGUGUUUCCACUCUAGACCAUAGAGAGGAAGGUUAAGUGCUGUUCAGAAAACAAAAGCCUUUUUGACCUUCUGGUCCGACAUAGGCCUGAUUUCCUUCCUUUCUUCCCCUUUCUUUCCAACUGCAAGUCUGCAUAAUCUCUUUGCAACUUCGGAGAUGUGCUACUCUGGUUGCUUCUUCUCCCACAGUGCUACAGGAAGAUGCUGUGGAUUGAGUCCUGUUACUCACAGGCUGUAUGAGGCGAUGGAACAUUUUCCUUACUUCAGGGAAGGAUAUAGUGUGUGAAUCCUCUGUACAGCACUUGGAGCUGCAAGAGUGUUGUAGGUCUCAAUGUUUGCUUUUACAGUCUGAUUUAGUAAACAUGUGAGAUGAAGUAAGAAUCAGACUUCUGUGGCUUUACUAACCUUCUGGUGAAAUUUUCACAGAAACAACAAAAGUUUGUAUUCCUAGAAAUUAACCUCUCAAAUUUAUCAGUAGUGAGUACACUGAGACAUGGGAGUACUAAAAUAAGAAAUGUUUGGCAUAAUAAUUUUUGUUUUCAAAUGGCAUAUAUUUUCCUAUCUUUAGUCCUGGAAGCAAGCAAACAAACUGGAUUGAAUGUAUUCUGUUAAGGUCAGAGGAUGUCUUGUGGUGUGUAGAUUACAGAUGAGGUGGUUACUAUCAAGAAAACUUAGUAAAAAACAAGCCAACUGAAAGAACAUCUUAUACUGGAAAUCAUCAGAUGCAUAUUAGAAGACGUAUUACUUAUGAUCUUGAGAACAUGAGUGAAAUGCGUUGCACAGAUUGGAGCCAUAAAGACAGCACAACUGUAUUUUCUUUUUCAAUUGCAUACUGAAGUUAGAAUUUUCAAAAGGUAGUUAUGGAAAGUAGAGGCCUUGAGCUUUGUCUGGUGCCCUUGAAAUUCUGCGCUACUAGCGUAGUUCUGUCAGCCUUCAAGAAGGGUGAACCUCCUCAGUACUCCAUGUAAAUGCUUCUAGUAGGGCUUAAGUAGCUUGCAUUUCCAUUUUAGAGAUGAAAUCACUGACAGGCUAAUUUUCUGUUUAUGUUGAAUGCUUGAAGAAUUCAGUGAUCCUCUUUUUUUUUUUUUUGAAUGUUUCACAAUGAUUGGUGGAUGAUAUUUUCAGAGAUUUCCAAAAAUUAAAUGACUCAUCCAAAGUACUGCUAGUUUACGUUGCUUGAGACAGGAACAUGUUCCAGUAUGCCUGUACGGGGAACCUUUGAUUGUAUGUUCUUUAAAAGCAAAAAUAAAAAUAAAUCAAACCAACCAAAUAAACCACUUCUAAGUUCUCUUUCAGGCUUCACCUAAUGAUGCAUAGAUUUUGCCGUGAUGAGGUUUUGAGAAGUCUUAGUGAUGACCUCAGAUCCUUCUCAAAGACAGUUUGUUGGUGACAUGCAGAAAUGUUCCAUCUGGCAACAUACUUUCUGAACUUUUCCACCUUAGAAGGGAAUUCGACUGUAAUCUGUUGUACUGUGUGGGGAUUCCCUUCAUAUUGCUACUUUGCAAAUAGUGUCUGUUGAAAUAGACUACGUUUUAGCUCCCCUUUGAAGGGAUGAUUUAUAUACUCUGUAUUAAGCAACCAUUACCUUUUCCUCAUUAAAAUCUUAUCCAUCCCGAGCAAGUUUAGUGUUCCGAAGGGAGGGUAUGCUGAAGACCAGUUUUCUGAGUUUUUUGUCAUAUUUGCUUUCAGAUGAGAUGUCUUGAGGUUCUGGUAUCUAAACUAGGUUUUAAGUGUUGUGAAGCUGGCUUUUAAAUGCUCUGGUCAAAUGCAGUUUUUUUCAUUUUUUUGAGGAAAAUCUCAAAGUUCUGUUCUUGCUCUGUCAGGUGGUGAGUGGAGUUCAGCUUCUGUGCUUACCUAUGUGAAAUACUGAAACAUGUAAUGCCACUGUUGCUUCACUUGUCAGUAUUACAAAGGUUUUUAAGGUUGUCACAUUUAGAUUAUAAAGUCAGUGAUAUUUCUGAGGUCCCUUGGUUGGUCUGAACAGUGCUGCAUGUUCUGUAUGGGCAGUUUCUCAGGUUGGUUUUGUCUGGAACAGUUAAUUGGGCAAUCAGAAUAAUAUUGAAUGCUGAUAGUAUCUGGGGAUGCCAAAUAGAAGAGAGAGUGUAGCCCUUCGCUGUGUUACAAAUGAGUGUCUGUCCAAGGCAGUAAGUAAUGCUAGUUUUCAGUGUUCAGGAAAUCAUAUUUGAAGUUACACCCUAGCUUUGCUUGUGAUUGUAAAACAAGCUAAUCCCAACAUGUGUGAGAUGCCAGAUUUCUUUAGCAUUAUUCUGUUACAGAAUAAGGCCUUGUUAAAUGUAGGGUAGGCUGCUUUGGUUUCCACUGGUUCCUAGCAAUAUCAAUAUUUUGUCCUAAGAACAAAUGAUUUUUUGACCAUAAGGAUCAAAGUAGGAAUGGUGUUUGUUUUAGAAUAUAUUGCUAUUCAGUAUAUAAUAGACAAAAUGGUUUUGUGACAGUAUCAUCCCUGAGGUAAUUGGCUCUGAUUAGAUGAAGAUGUGAAACGAUUUGGCAUAAAAUCAAGAAUUUGUAUUGAAGGAGAAAAACAGUACUAGUGAAAUUUUUGCAUGUUUCCAGAUUCUUUUUCACUCAAAAUGUGUAGUUGCAGCUGUUGACGUUGCAAUGGAAUGCUGUUGAAGAAGCGAUCAGAAUUAAAGGCAGAAUGAAACAAGCCUCUUUAGGUUUUAGCACAAUGCUACCCCCUUGUGGAACAGUGGGGUUUUUUUUUUUUUCAAAUCUUCAUUUGCGAGCAGGAAGUUCUUAGUUUACAAUAUGUGAUAGAUAUUAUGGAGUAUGAAGACAUGUGUUCCACCAACAGUGCAGAAGACUUGAGGAAGUCAAGAUGAUUAUCUACGGUGUCAGCUGUGAUGCAUGUUUAAAAGGAAAUUUUCGAGGUCGACGAUUCAAGUGUUUAAUUUGCUACGAUUACGAUCUGUGUGCAACUUGUUAUGAAAGUGGUGCAACAACAACAAGGCAUACAACUGACCACCCGAUGCAGUGCAUACUAACGAGAGUAGAUUUUGAUUUGUACUAUGGUGGAGAAGCUUUCUCUGUAGAGCAGCCACAGUCUUUCACUUGUCCUUAUUGUGGAAAAAUGGGUCAUACGGAAACAACUCUUCAAGAACAUGUUACUUCUGAGCAUGCGGAAACAUCAACAGAAGUGAUUUGUCCAAUAUGUGCAGCAUUACCUGGAGGGGAUCCUAAUCACGUCACAGAUGACUUUGCAGCUCAUCUUACACUGGAACACAGAGCUCCUAGAGAUUUAUAUGAUGAAUCCAGUGGUGUUCGGCAUGUACGUCGAAUGUUUCACCCAGGUCGGGGAUUGGGGGGCCCUCGUGCACGUAGAUCAAACAUGCACUUUACUAGCAGUUCCCCUGGAGGGCUUUCAUCUUCUCAGAGUUCAUAUUCUCCAAGCAAUAGAGAAGCCAUGGAUCCUAUAGCUGAGCUUUUAUCUCAGUUAUCAGGCGUGAGGCGUUCUGCAGGAGGACAGAUCAAUUCCUCUAGCCCUUCUGCUUCUCAGUUACAGCAGCUGCAGAUGCAACUGCAGUUGGAACGACAACAUGCACAAGCAGCGAGACAACAACUGGAGACUGCACGCAAUGCAACUAGACGCACCAACACGAUCAAUGUCAACACCACUAUUACACAAUCUGCAACAACAACCAACACAUCUAACACAGAGAACAGUCAGCAGACUAUCCAGAAUUCCCAGUUUCUUCUUACAAGGUUGAACGAUCCGAAGAUGUCGGAAGCAGAGCGUCAGUCAAUGGAAAGCGAACGGGCGGACCGCAGCCUGUUUGUUCAAGAGCUUCUACUGUCCACUUUGAUGCAGGAAGAAAGUUCCUCCUCGGAUGAGGAUGAGAGGGGGGAAAUUGCCGAUUUUGGUGCUAUGGGCUGUGUAGAUAUUAUGCCUCUAGAUGUUGCUUUAGAAAACCUAAAUUUAAAAGAGAGUAAUAAAGGAAACGAGCCUCCUCCACCUCCUCUUUGAUGACAUCCCACUUUGCAGACAAUGUCCUCUGUGCUGUAUUUGCCAAUGAAAGUGGACAACAACUAUCUUGGGUUUGUUUUGGUGAUUGUAAUUUCAGGUCUGUCACUCUUGUUACGUUGUGUACAUUAAAAAGAAAGAGAGAAAAGAUAUAUAUGAUAAUCAUUUCCACUUAACUAAUUUUUACUUCUAGCAGGUAAAUGUAGGUUGCGGUGCAGAGCAAAAGGCUCUGUGUCCUGUACCUUGACAUGCAAAAGGCUCUCCUAAUACUCCACAUUCAAACUGAAGAGGAAAAAAUGAAAAAUCUCUAAUGAAGCUGCUGUGUGUAUUUAUGAAUAUUAAUGAAUAAAAAAUGCUUGGAUGGUUUACCUUAACUACUGCAUGACGUUUUUUGCAGCGUGCAUGAGUUUUAGUGACCUUGUCAUUUAAAAACUUAAAUACAAGGAAGUAAAACUAUAAAACCCAAAGCUUUCCCAUUAUUCAGAGGUUACCUAACAAAAAGGUUAGUGCGGUUUGUAGCCGCAAAGUAGCUUUGGAAUAAUAUGUGACAGAAUGACAUCUUACGUGCUGUUCCUGCACAGGAUGGAAACUGCAGUGGGUUGUACUGUCGUGACCAGGGUGUGGCAUUUUGCUGUAUGUGAUCACUAUGUUGCCCUGUCGGCCGUCGCGUCCGUGUGGAGUUGAACUGCAUUUUAUGCAUCCGUAGGAGACACAGCAAUGAGGCCACUGCUGGAAGCUACUGCAGAGGGCUUUUGUGUGCCCUGAAAUCAAAUGAUGUUCACUUUUGUUUAAAGUUUGUUUUUCGUGGUUGUUAAUUUUUUUUUUAUUGUUAAACAUGUUUUAUUCAGGUGUAGAUGAUUCAUAUAUUCACUGUGUUUUAAAAAAGAAAAAAAAAGAAAAGUUAACCUGGAUCAUGUUGUCUUAGUUUAAAAAGCCUUUCACAGCCUCGAUCAUAUUUGAGUUAUUUAUGUAUUUGCUUCAUAGUUUGCAGAGACCUGGUAGUAUCAGGAGAGCUUGAGGAUUUGGAUCCCCAGAUUGUCCGUAUAUUGCAAACAAGUUAUUAAUGCUAACUUUAGCACCUUCUAUUUAUUGUUUCUUUCGGUUACUUUUGCUGAUGUAAACAAACAAACAAAAGUUUUAAAAGCCUUUUAGUGGAAUUGUGCCACCUCUCUGCCUAUACUGCUAGCCUUCCUGGUCUGAACAAAAAGUGCAGUGUUCUGUGCAUCCGUGUCCAUAAUAGCCCCAAGGCAGGGACAGAAAGAGUGUGUUUUGGUUUUGGCUUUCUUUCCUUCUUUUUGUUUUGUUUUGUUUUUCUAAAUGUGAAGUUAGAUUAUGAAAACAGAAGUGCACACAGCUUCAGGUAUUAAGAAAAAACAACGACGAAGAAACCCUAGGCUUAUCUCAUAAUGGUGUCUUUCCAGCCUUUCUCACCUCCCCCCUCUCUCUUUCUCUGUCCACCCAUCUCUGCAGCACUGUUAGCAUUAGAGUAAACUUACAGACGUGAACACCAGGUGGUGUUCUCAGCAGAACUGUGACGUGUACGCUAAUCCAAGAUAACCGCAGCAAAAGCAGCAGCCCCGUAGACUGACUUUAAGUUCAUCUUGUUUGGUUUUUUUUUUUAUAAAUCCUCAAAUCCUGAUCGUUUCCCCCUAGAGCGGCACUGGCUUUGUUUUCUUUUAGUCUCUGCAACAGAAAAUGUUUCAAGGGAAACUUUACCUAAGGCCUCUGGUUAUCCCUAAGGUUAUCCCAGCUAGGGAAUUAUUAUUAUUUUUUUUUUGAUUGAUUGUUGAGGAUUUUCAAAAGAUUUUCAAGCUGUAGUCUUUACAACCACAUCUUCUGCACAUUACAGUAAGACACACGGUUCAAUAAAGCAUUUUCAAGACUGUU
Gallus gallus (chicken) is the source of this 16693-nucleotide messenger RNA. It is a transcript of the gene KCMF1, whose product is annotated as potassium channel modulatory factor 1. The record is from RefSeq and is a predicted model, not a curated record. Bases 13664 to 14809 code for a protein of 381 amino acids. Gene Ontology annotation, cellular component: plasma membrane. Gene Ontology annotation, biological process: synaptic signaling. NCBI's taxonomy places the organism in Eukaryota, Metazoa, Chordata, Aves, Galliformes, Phasianidae. The transcript has 7 exons. Gene Ontology annotation, molecular function: zinc ion binding.